Messenger RNA from Sorex fumeus (smoky shrew), 1405 nucleotides. It is a transcript of the gene THOC3, whose product is annotated as THO complex subunit 3. The record is from RefSeq and is a predicted model, not a curated record. Gene Ontology annotation, molecular function: protein binding. The transcript is spliced from 6 exons. NCBI's taxonomy places the organism in Eukaryota, Metazoa, Chordata, Mammalia, Eulipotyphla, Soricidae. Gene Ontology annotation, biological process: mRNA export from nucleus. Gene Ontology annotation, cellular component: THO complex part of transcription export complex. Bases 8 to 1105 code for a protein of 365 amino acids.
CGGGCGCAUGCGCGGGGCGCCGGCGCGCGAGCGCGCGCGACAGCUUUCCAUGGCAGCGCCCGCGGCGGCCAUGGGGCCCUCGGCGAUGGGCCCGGGCGGGCCGGGCUCCCUCGCUCCGUGGUGCUCCGUCAACAGCGGCCCGACGCGCUACGUGCUGGGCAUGCAGGAGCUGUUCCGCGGGCACAGCAAGACGCGCGAGUUCCCGGCGCACAGCGCCAAGGUGCACUCGGUGGCCUGGAGCUGCGACGGCCGCCGCCUGGCGUCGGGCUCCUUCGACAAGACGGCCAGCGUCUUCGUGCUGGAGAAGGACCGGCUGGUCAAAGAGAACAAUUACAGGGGCCAUGGAGACAGCGUGGACCAGCUGUGUUGGCACCCAAGCAAUCCCGACCUCUUUGUCACCGCCUCUGGGGACAAGACCAUCCGCAUCUGGGACGUGAGGACCACCAAGUGCAUCGCCACGGUGAACACCAAAGGGGAGAACAUUAACAUUUGCUGGAGCCCCGAUGGGCAGACCAUUGCCGUGGGCAACAAGGACGACGUGGUGACUUUCAUUGACGCCAAGACCCACCGGUCCAAGGCCGAGGAGCAGUUCAAGUUCGAGGUCAACGAGAUCUCAUGGAACAAUGACAAUAACAUGUUCUUCCUGACCAACGGCAACGGCUGCAUCAACAUCCUCAGCUACCCAGAGCUGAAGCCGGUGCAGUCCAUCAACGCCCACCCUUCCAACUGCAUCUGCAUCAAGUUCGACCCCAUGGGCAAGUACUUUGCCACGGGCAGCGCGGACGCGCUGGUCAGCCUCUGGGACGUGGACGAGCUGGUGUGUGUGCGCUGCUUCUCCAGGCUAGAUUGGCCUGUGAGGACCCUUAGCUUUAGCCACGAUGGGAAAAUGCUGGCGUCCGCGUCCGAAGACCACUUCAUUGACAUAGCUGAAGUGGAGACAGGCGACAAGCUCUGGGAGGUGCAGUGUGAGUCCCCGACCUUCACUGUGGCCUGGCACCCCAAAAGGCCCCUGCUGGCUUUUGCCUGUGAUGACAAAGAUGGCAAAUACGACAGUAGUCGGGAAGCAGGCACGGUCAAGCUCUUCGGGCUCCCCAAUGACUCCUGAGGGGGCCCCUCUUCUCGCAGGAUCUGCCUGCCCGGACUCGUCCCGCCCGGUCUUGUGGUGGGCCCUCGAGUCUUUAUCCAUGAGUAUUUGCUACAGUCGCACCUGGGGCAGUGGUGGCCCCCCCUCAGCCCCCACAUUCUCAGGGCUCCCUGGAGCCCCCCGUCGUUUCUGCUGCAUGCCCUUUGGAUGGACUUGGAGGUCUAUUCCUGCCCAGUGUGGAGGAGGAGGCCGGGCUGGGCACCGCGGGGAAGGAAGCAAUUUCUUUUUUCUGUUUUCAAUGCACAAAUGAAUGUUUUGAGA